UUGGUUAUUCAAAAUUUGGAUUAAAACGUUAUAAUAUCAUGGUUGAAUUAACUGCAAGUCGUAGAGUUGGUCUUCAUCGUUAUACUUUUCCACCAUCUGAAAAUAAUUCAAAAGUUAUCCUUGAUUUGUCUCAUAUUCUUUCUUUUGACGGUGCGAUAAUGUCUCUCUCCCUCAAUCAAAUAAAAGGAGUAGGACAAUAUAAAGGUGGUUGGAAUAGUGGUGAUUCUUACAAAGUUUAUUUUUGUUCUCAAUUUAAUGUCAAUGCUAUCGAGCAAGCAACUUGGUGGAACCAAAGAAUAGAUAUAAAUACGACAUCUUGCGUUGGAACUUCUGGUGAUAAAAUUGGUGCAAUUUUAACUUUUGAUACUAUCAAAAAUCCCGUAAUUAUUUCAAGAGUUGGAAUUUCAUUUAUUUCAGCUGAUCAGGCUUGUGAUAAUGCUGAAA
Messenger RNA from Cetraspora pellucida, 444 nucleotides. The record is from the annotation of a GenBank genome assembly. Lineage: Eukaryota; Fungi; Glomeromycota; Glomeromycetes; Diversisporales; Gigasporaceae.